CAAGCCCAGUAUAUAAUUCAGCACUGUAAUUACGCAGAGGAACGUGAAUCUUUGCCAAGAAACGGUUGGAACGAUGGGACUCUUGUAUCUGUUCGCGUUGUUUUCUUUGAUUUCAGGUAAUGAUGGGACGUUGGAUAUGACCGCUCUCUCACAGCAAGUCAACUGUACUGAUCCACAGUCUAUACUCGUAUCUGGACAGAAGUGUCUUGAUGAGUACAAUAUCCCUCUCAAAUUGCCUUCCAUUGCCAACUUUUCCGUUUUGCCUAAACUGAUAACCCCGGCAUAUUUAGCCGAUAUAUGCAGGAAUGUUGAUGCUUACGAGAAGACGCAAGUGUGUACGGAAACUAUACUAGCUAAAUGUAACACCAGUACGCCUCUAACACGAGCGGACUAUAAGAAAAUACAAGAAUAUGUCUGCGCCAACUUGGACAAAUUCAACAUAACCUGCAUGUUCGAAAUGGUGUCUAAAAUUGGGGACUGCAGCUCUACCUACAACUACUUGACUACCAGCGAUUUUAAUAAACUCAACUUUGCAGAGUUUAACCACAAGGCAACUUGCAUGACAGAAAAGAUGUCAUCGAUCUGUGUCCGGAAGUACCUGCCAGCUUGUGGCCAGGUCGCACUCCACAUCUUCAAUGCAUACCAGCCAAACAACACAGAAUGCCUAACACCCAACAGCUUCGACACACCCACCGUGGACUGUUCCACCACUGACAACAUCCGAAGUAGCUACCAUCAAUGCUUUAUCUACAACGGGAUACCGUUCCAAUUCCCGGAAAACCUAACCAGUGAAGACACUAGCCAGCACAUUAUGCGCGCUAUUACAAUGGAUGACAAUAUGUGCAGUAAUCUGAAGGACUACCAACAGGCAGUGAACUGUACUCUGCAGGUACAGAAGCAAUGCAGUGAUGACGCGAUGAAGCCCACGGUGGCCGACUCCAAGACAGUGCAGGACGGCUUGGCCAAACUCUGUGGUCAUAUCGGGGAUUUCGACACCAAGUGCGUUCAAAAUACACCCAAAGGAACCUGCCGCAGUAGACGCCCCGCUUUGGAUCCCAAACAUCUGUGCGCCGCCGCUAGUGCCACCCAGAACUGUCUGGUGUCAGCGGUGAGCAGCUGCAGCAAGACGACCGUCAGCAUGUUCAAGGACGCCCUACUUAGCCAAUCCCCGUCUAUGUGUCUAAAACAGGCCACUGGGUCACCAUUGAUUGGCUAAUCUACAUCGUCACACAAUCGCGAUUGUAUUGCUGUUGAUAGACAAUAUAUACAUUCAAGUAAACACAUGAAAUGUA
This is a messenger RNA of Haliotis rubra (blacklip abalone), 1292 nucleotides long. RefSeq lists its product as uncharacterized. NCBI's taxonomy places the organism in Eukaryota, Metazoa, Mollusca, Gastropoda, Lepetellida, Haliotidae. The transcript is spliced from 9 exons. The record is from RefSeq and is a predicted model, not a curated record. The coding region runs from base 74 to 1216 and encodes 380 amino acids.